Molecule: messenger RNA, 856 nt
Organism: Caenorhabditis elegans
Lineage: Eukaryota; Metazoa; Nematoda; Chromadorea; Rhabditida; Rhabditidae
Gene: ceh-2
Product: Homeobox protein ceh-2
Exons: 5
Coding region: 65-694 (209 amino acids)
Biological process (GO): regulation of DNA-templated transcription
Cellular component (GO): nucleus
Molecular function (GO): DNA-binding transcription factor activity, RNA polymerase II-specific; DNA binding
Source: RefSeq, marked reviewed
AUUUGGGAAAUCAACUUACCCUUUUUGGCUAGUUUACUUAUUUUUUCUAAUAUUCGGAGUGAAAAUGACUCUGAAAUUUUCGGUGGAACGACUGGUGGAUAGUGAGAAGGAAUCGGAAGAAGCCGACGUGGAAGAGCAAAAUAAUUUGAAAAAACUAGAAGAAGACGAAGAAGACGAUGAACUAUGUGAAAAAUCAGGAAAGAAUGAGCCACUUUCACAGACACUCUCAUAUUUUGACGUUCUUCUUCCGCAUGUUCAAAUGGCUUGUUCGAAUCCGUUUAUUUCGGGUAUUGGAGCAUCAGGCAGUGGAGAUCAGAAUUUGAAUACAGGUGCUGGCGGAUCUGUAUGGCAACAUCCAUGGCUUGAAUUGUUGCAAAGUACGACAGCUGCACAAUUCGGUGACGUCACAGCUGGGCUCUUUCUUCAACCUCUCCGAAAAAACAAAAGAAUUCGAACGGCAUUUAGUGCAUCUCAACUGAUACAACUAGAAAAGGCAUUCGAAGGAAAUCAUUACGUCGUGGGAAAUGAGCGAAAACAGUUGGCAGCAAAGUUGAGCUUAACGGAAACACAGGUAAAAGUUUGGUUUCAAAAUCGGCGGACCAAACACAAGAGAGUCAGAUUGGAAGGAUCAGAUCCGAACGCUCCGAUGUCAAACGACGAAGACGACGAAGACGAUAAGAAAUCAGUAUCUUGAAUUCUUAUUUAUCUCCUUUCCAUGCCGAAAAUAGUAUUUCUCAUUCAGUAUUCACACAUUUUAGUGCCAUAACAUUCAUCGAUUUUCUCUCUAAUUAAUAAAUUUGCAAAUAUUUUUUAUUGGAAAUGUUUUUGUUUCAUAUUGAAACUUUUAAUGAAUCGU